UUUUUUAUUUCACUAAUAUAUCUAUGGCGUGAUUAUUUGUUACAGUUUUUUUUAUAUUUUCUAAAAUAAUUUUUCCUACUGUUAAACUUAAUUGUAAUUCGAUGUAGGACUGUUUUAAUAUAUAAUUUGGUCAUAUAUAUCGAAAUUAUUGUGUUGCAAAUCUCGACUAGAUAUUAUUUGAGGUCUAUAACUAUUAAUGGAUUUAUAAUUUAACAUUACACACGAUGGCAAUAAGUGUAUAUGAAAAAUUGGGUCAAAAAAUACCACCUAAAUCAACAUGUUCUAAAUCAUCAAAUUUAAAUUCAUGUCUUAUGAAAGUAGAGUACGAAGCGAGUGGGAGUUCUGUUAGUAUCAAGAAUGAUUCUACAAACAGAAUGUCUCCAUAUCUUUCGGGAGAUAAAGUACAUUUACAUUCUAGAGUAACCGAAAGGAAAUUAAUUCGCAAGAAGACGGAUUUCGUCUCUUCAUAUCCUUUAGCUGUUAAUAUCUACAAAGCUAACUCGGAUGAAUUCAAAUUUAAACGUAGUAACAAGAAAGUCAAGAAAUCCGUAUUGACUCUACCAAACGAGCCCACCCCUGUGCCACAAUUGUGUACUGUCAGUGAUAUGACCGAGUCGGAAUAUUUCAACGAAAAUAAGGAUGAACGUAAACCAAAAACUAGAAAAAAAAGAGCUGUACAAAAUAAUAGAAAGCUUAGCAAAAAUAAAAACUUUGACAUUUAUGACAGGGACGCACGUUAUUGUUCACAGCUUAAUGUUGAUUUAGAUAGCAGUUCAACCGACUUUAUAAACCGAUUUCCCGGUGAUGGGAAGAAAAAGUCACGACGUAAACCUAAGAAGACUGAUGUCAAAGCUCAUGAUGUGUGGGCGAUGCUCAGGAACAUGAAUCAGUUCCAAUUUGUACCAUCAGCGCCAAUGUCACAGGACAGCGUAGUAUCAGUAAAGAGGUCUAAUUUAAAAUCAAAACGAAACAAUUGUCGAGAUGCUAGGUUAAUUGAGACAUGCCGAACUGAGGAAUUCGCUUACAUCUCGAAUUUUGUUGACAAUAGCCAUUCACAGUCAAGCUUAGAUCGAGUAACGGUCAUCGAUAAACAGGAAGACUAUCAAAAAAUAUGUAAGGAAAUUGAGAAGAGUGUUGAAAGUUGUAAAACUAAGUUUUCUAGGGCCAGUCAAAAGAAAAAUAAGCCUAAAGUUACGAGAAGAAUUAAUUUGAAAUCUAUUACAAAUAAUGUGAACAAUAUCGAAAACAAUAAACGUCAGGUGAACGAGGCUCCAUCGAACGACAUUUGCACUCUUGUUAAUGAACAAAAAAAUGAAACAAGCGGCGCUAAAACAUAUUCCAUUGACAAUGAAAAUAAUGAUCAAUUCUAUGAUUACAAUGACUCAAAUCAAACAAAUUCACCUCAAACUGUGGACCUUGGGAAGCAAGAACAACAAGGUAAAAAAGAGGAUUAUAAACAGCGUAAGAAGACAAAACAACAAAUAACUGGUAUCACGAAGGUAGUUGUCAGUAAAGGAAACCAUGUCAGUCAAGAACUAGAUUAUGAUGAGGGCAAAAAUUCAGAUAUAACAUCAACUGUAGCAGCCCCAAUAACUAAACCCCCUGAACAAGAUAAUCCAGGACCACUUCUUAUCGAAAGCUGUCCCACAAGAACAAGGCGAGGGAAACUCGCAAGUGGAGGGAAAGUAAAAGCUGUGAGCAAUGGUGAUACUAAAAUUAACAAAGCUAAAGGCAAUACUAAUACUAUAUCACAUAAAUUAAAAACAAAGGACGAUACAAGUGAGCUAGAAAGAAAUGCAAUAGAUACACUUGACCCUGAUACUAAACAAAAACGUCAGCUCAAAGAUAAAAUGAUGCACUUACUGUAUAAGAAACAUCAAGAUGUUAUAGAUGAAGGUAAUGGUGACAGCACAAUACUGGAAAACGCUGUCGUAGAAGUUGGAACUAAUACUCAGAUAGAAUGUCAUAAUUUAGAAAAUACGAAUUCAAUAAAAGAUAUGACAGAAUUAAGAAAAAAAUCUUCAUCCAAACGGUACUGGGGAAAAGGAAAAUGGGCGAGCGACUUUAUUGACAGCGUGAUCAGAAAAAUAAGGAGUGGGGUAUAUUACAGUCAUGAAGAUAAGCCACCGGUUAAAUAUAAAUUCGGUAAAAGAGAAGAUUCGUCCCAAACCGACAUCAAUCAUCGCAAUAUCCCGAAACCACAAUUUUUGAUUACUUCCAAAGACGUUGACUUCAACCCUCCGAAAUAUAAUUUUAAAACUUUUAACCGGACCAAAACUGAAGAAAGGCUUCCUUUAAACGAUGAAAUACAUAACAAUAAACCUAAUUUAGCUGUAAGAGAAGAUAACAAAAAGAUUAAUUUUGAAGAUUUCGAUAACACCCACCUGAUAAACUUCCAAAAAAAUCUCACACAAAGAGAAACGGUAAAAUCCUUAACUCCAGUAAAACAUUCCUGGGUUGAAGGGAAAUGGGCUAGUGAUUUUAUUGAUAAUAUCUUCAAGAAGAUUAAGAAUGGAGUUUAUUACACGCACGAAGAACACUGCCAAUGUAAAAAUCAGAACGUGACUAUAGAUGAUUCGUCGCAGACGGACGGCCAAAAUUUAAAUUCACUCUUCAAUCCAAUCACUGAUGUGGAUAUUAUAGAGAAAAGCAAAAUUCAAAACACUAAUUACUGCGACUCAUUGACUCCUUUACCUGGCUUUGAUGCCGCUCCAAACGAUUUAGAGAUUGAGACGUAUAACCAGAAACAAAUCGUUGUAAAAAAUUGCGUUACAAAUAUCGUUGUUAAGUUCGACGUUCAAUUACCGGUCGAUACUUGUCAAAGCCUUCAAGUUAAACAAUCCCUCUCUUGUAUUCCCGUAGCAGUAACCGACGACCAAACAAAAAUAUUCAAAUCCAAAACGACUAUUAUAAAUGCCUUCUUACCGGCUGAACUCUGCAGUAUUUUACCAAUGAUUAUGAACAAAAUAAUUACCUCACACGCAAAAUUCGCUUUGCCAAAAUUAAAGGUCGGUAAAGUCGAGUCGAAUUUGUCAACUAUAACUGAAUUGACGAGAUCCGACAGCUUGGAAUUUCCUAAGCAAAUUUCUCACAUACUUUCCGAGCCCAGGACCGACUUGUUAUUUAAUAUGAAGUCCAUGGAAAUAUUGAAUUUCAAAACGGAACCAUCAGCGUUGAUAGAAUUAAAGCAUGAUGAUAUACCCGAAGCUGUCUUACAAAGUAAUUCAAUAAUACCCCAAAGGGUUAUUUGUAUGGCGUUGCAAAUAUAUAACCCUCACAAUCAAGUUGUUCCAGCGUACGAGAGAUUUAACAUUAAAUCUUACAUCGAAAGUCUGAUAUACACAAAAACUUUGACGAUGGUUAAAAAUACCCUUCUCAUAAUAAAUUCUUUUAAAGUUCUCUGUUUGAAUAAAAACAUUGCCAUUAGCAUCGAAUUCGAGAACUGCCGAACUCCCGUAAAUAUAUUAAUUUCGAAUAUCCCAAAUUAUUCUAAAAAUACUAGCUUUGAAAAGAGCAUCAAAUUCAAUGAAGAGAAUUGUGAUUGUAAUUCUCAAACUAACACUAUACCCAAAGUAUUAGAUAUUUACACGAACAAAUCUAGAACUAAUUUAUACCAAAAGAAGAAUAAAAGUUCAGAAAUACGUCCUUAUAACAAGAGUAAGAAAAAAGGCUUCGUGAGACUUUACAAGAAAUGUAAAUCAAUGUCGAAUCUGUCAAAUUAUAAACAAUCCAUAUCCAUUGACAAAAUAACGAAUUGUGAAGAGUUCCUACAAACGUUGGGACUGUCCAAAGUUUUCACUUCAGUCGUUGAUGGGAAUAUGGAGCAGAAAAUAAUGUCAUCUCUAAAAGAGAUGAGAAGUUGGAAGACUGAUAUAACGCCAAGGCAAGCGUUUUUGGUUUUGCUGUUAGCAAAUAAAAAGGAUACUUCUAGCGUCUUGAGAUAUCGGCCAGUGAUACUGCAAGGCAUAGCCGUCAGUAGAAUCACGAAAUCCUCGGAACUCGAUAUGGAAAUCGAAGUUAUAGAGGGUGAAAAGUUAAACAGACUAUCACAGCAGUUCGAGGGAAUAUCAUAUGUCCCGGCGUCGGUAGAAAAUCAAGAUGCGCUUUUAGAGGAGCUUUAUUGGAUAGCUAAAACUACAGCAUCAGAUUAUCAAAGGCCAUUCGACGAGUCAUCCGAACGCCUCUUGAAAUCUCUCCUAGAAAAGAGGAAAAAACUAAAUCCGUCAUAUCUUCGAGUAAUGGCUCGAUACGUGGGUCUUGGUCUAUUAAAAUCUUCCAAAUAAUUUUUGGUGAUAAAAUGUGACGUUUAAAAUGUUAGUGAGUCUUAUGUAAUGUUUUCUAUUAUAUUUUAUUUAUUAUA
Molecule: messenger RNA, 4360 nt
Organism: Danaus plexippus (monarch butterfly)
Lineage: Eukaryota; Metazoa; Arthropoda; Insecta; Lepidoptera; Nymphalidae
Exons: 9
Coding region: 225-4283 (1352 amino acids)
Source: RefSeq, a predicted model, not a curated record